Messenger RNA from Gossypium raimondii (Peruvian cotton), 1425 nucleotides. RefSeq lists its product as uncharacterized. The coding region runs from base 96 to 1133 and encodes 345 amino acids. Gene Ontology annotation, molecular function: protein serine/threonine kinase activity; ATP binding. Gene Ontology annotation, cellular component: cytoplasm. NCBI's taxonomy places the organism in Eukaryota, Viridiplantae, Streptophyta, Magnoliopsida, Malvales, Malvaceae. The record is from RefSeq and is a predicted model, not a curated record. The transcript has 6 exons. Gene Ontology annotation, biological process: protein phosphorylation.
AUUUUUACGUCCCUUAUUCUAACAAACCAAAGAAAAGAAAAUGAGAGCUUGAAGAUCUAUUUUUUCUCUCUUCAGUUGAAGGCAAAAGCUAAACAAUGGGGUGCUCAUUUUCUGGUUUGAAUGCAUUGUACGAUGCCGUUAAUGGCGGAGGGGACGUUUGGAUCAACGAGAACAGGUUCAAGAUCGUGAGGCAGCUCGGUGAAGGUGGGUUCGCCUACGUUUACCUGGUGAAGGAAGUCGUAUCCGAUUCCUCUUCAGCUUUGGCCAGUGGCUUAGCCAAAAAAGUCAAGGACCCUUCACAUCUCUCUGAUGAUAGAACUUAUGCAAUUAAGAAAGUUCUCAUUCAGAAUAAUGAGCAGUUGGAUUUGGUUCGAGAGGAGAUCCGUGUUUCAUCCUUGUUUAGUCAUCCUAACCUGCUUCCGCUUCUUGAUCACUCUAUCAUUUCUGUUAAGCCUACACAAGAAGGAUCAUGGAAUCAUGAAGCGUAUUUACUAUUUCCUGUUCAUUUGGAUGGAACGUUACUGGACAAUUCCAAAGCUAUGACCUCUAGAAAGGAAUUCUUUUCUGCCUCAGAUGUCCUUCAAAUAUUUCGGCAGCUGUGUGCAGGACUUAAGCAUAUGCACAAUCUUGGGCCUCCAUAUGCACAUAAUGAUGUCAAGCCUGGUAAUGUUCUUUUAUCCCAUAGAAAAGGAAAAUGCCCUCUUGCUAUAUUGAUGGAUUUUGGGAGUGCUCGUCCUGCAAGGAAGCAAAUUCGAUCUCGUUCUGAGGCACUACAACUUCAGGAAUGGGCAUCUGAGCACUGUUCAGCACCUUUCCGAGCCCCUGAGUUGUGGGAUUGCCCAAGUGAUGCAGAUAUUGACGAGAGAACUGAUAUUUGGUCGUUGGGUUGCACAUUAUUUGCAAUAAUGUAUGGGGUAUCCCCUUUCGAGUAUGCACUUGGAGAAUCAGGAGGAAGCCUGCAAUUGGCUAUUAUAAAUGCACAGAUUAAGUGGCCAGCUGGACCUAAACAACCAUAUCCAGAAGAAUUUCACCAUUUUGUGACUUGGAUGCUUCAGCCACAACCUGCUCUUCGCCCUUGCAUAGAUGAUAUUAUAUAUCAUGUUGACAAGUUGGUCACAAAGUUUUCACAGUGAUAUCAUAUGAGGUAAGAAGGAAAGGGCGUUCAACCAGUGACGUGAAAGUUGACCAAUGCACAUUCUAGCAACUUGCAUCAUGGAUAUCAUUUACUUCAUAAGUGAAAAGCGUCCAUGAAAGCAAUGACAGUUCCUUAGUAAAACUCUCGCAUAGAUUAUUGUUUUCGGUGAAGUUGUGCACUAAUUCAUUUUUCAUAAUUAUUUAACUUCAUGAUCUGUAGUUUGUUGAAAUACAGAUCUGUCUCUGAAUCCCUGAUUCAAUUUUAUAGGAAAGCCUCAAUAAUUUUUGUUA